This is a messenger RNA of Amphimedon queenslandica, 668 nucleotides long. Its product is annotated as 5-formyltetrahydrofolate cyclo-ligase-like. Gene Ontology annotation, molecular function: 5-formyltetrahydrofolate cyclo-ligase activity. Gene Ontology annotation, biological process: tetrahydrofolate interconversion; folic acid-containing compound biosynthetic process. Gene Ontology annotation, cellular component: mitochondrion. The record is from RefSeq and is a predicted model, not a curated record. Bases 10 to 600 code for a protein of 196 amino acids. NCBI's taxonomy places the organism in Eukaryota, Metazoa, Porifera, Demospongiae, Haplosclerida, Niphatidae. The transcript has 8 exons.
GCGUGGAACAUGGCUGCAGCUACUACUUCAUUGAGAAAUGCAAAGCAAACUUUAAGACAAUCACUUCGCAAGACCUUAAAGCAAAUGACAGUCCAACAAAGGAAAGAAGGAUCAUUAAUGUUGACAGAAAAGUUAUUGUCACACAAAGCGUACCAGGAAGCUAGCAGAAUAUCAAUAUACCUCAGUAUGCCUGAAGAAGUUGAUACUAGCUUAAUAAUUGAGGACAUCUUCAAACAGAAGAAGUUGUGUUUUGUUCCACAAUUCAAUGAUGUUCAGAUGAACAUGUUGCAAGUUCAUUCACUUGAAGACAUCAAGUCUCUCCCAGUUUACAAGUGGGGAAUAAAACAACCAGCUUUCGAUGACAAGAGAGAAGAUGCACUGGAAACUGGUGGCCUUGAUCUAGUGAUUGUUCCUGGACUAGGAUUCACUGAAGAUGGUAAAAGGUUAGGCCAGGGAAAGGGUUAUUACGAUGGAUUUCUGGCUCGUUGUUCUGAGAAAGUACCCACUACCAUUGCUCUUGCAUAUAAUGUUCAAAGAUGUACUGAAAUACCCACUGGACCAAGUGACAUAAUAAUUCAACAUGUAAUAUUCUCCACAUGAAGACUUAUUUAUAUUUCUAUUAUUUCAUUCUAAUAUUGUUCAUAAAUUUAUACAUUAUACACAAUGAA